Messenger RNA from Schistocerca gregaria, 6073 nucleotides. RefSeq names its product centrosomal protein of 78 kDa-like. The transcript is spliced from 9 exons. The record is from RefSeq and is a predicted model, not a curated record. The coding region runs from base 94 to 1515 and encodes 473 amino acids. Gene Ontology annotation, molecular function: protein binding. NCBI's taxonomy places the organism in Eukaryota, Metazoa, Arthropoda, Insecta, Orthoptera, Acrididae. Gene Ontology annotation, cellular component: centrosome.
AAAGAUUUUACAUACGAAAGGCCUUCCCUAAUACGAUGUUAGAUCGUAGAAAGCUGGUAGUAGGCCCUUCAGAAGCUGAAGAAAUUUAAGAUAAUGAUUGGAUCUGUUGCAACAAGAAAAAAGAACUCACCAAAAUUUCAUGCCUACUAUGAAGAUCUAUGUGAACUGCAUAAUGUUAUGCCACUACGAAUGAUCACAUCACAAAAGCAAAAAGAUGUUCUUGAUAUAUGUGCUGAUAGAAUAAAAUUUGACGAGUUUUUUCCAAUUACAAAAGCUUUGGCUUGUGACCGUUCAUUGUGUUUCAUCGCAAUCAGGAGCAGAUGUCAAGGAAAAUAUGUUCACCAUAAUUUUUAUGGAAAAAGAAGAAGUAAUGUUAGACACAGGCCUCUGAUCCACACCGAUUUUGGUAUGAAUGUUGUCAUCAACGCACUCAAGAAAUGCCUUAUGCGGACUACUGUGCUAACACAUUUGAUCUUGGAAGGACUCUACUUUACAAAAAAUAAUCUGUCUUUAUUGUGUACAGGACUCUCAAACUGCUCAUCCAUCCAAAACAUAUCAUUUAAUCAGAGUAUUAUUGGCGAUGAUGGUUGUCAGUUGAUUUGUGAUGCUGUUAAAAAAUUAAGAAAUGUCCAUUCUUUGAAUAUUUCUGCAUGUGAGAUUGGUCAGAGUGGAGGUUACUGUAUUUCUCAGUUACUAAAGUAUCAACAACUGGAGAGAUAUUCAGAAACAUGGAAAGAGGCUCUACGAUAUCGUAUUGUUGAUGUUGACAGAAUGCCUGGAAUCAGACGUGUCAGUAUCAACAAUAACACACAUUUGGGUGAUGCAGGACUUAUGUAUUUAGUAGAAUGCCUUAAAGAUGAUCUCUGGCUCAAAGCCAUAGAUCUGCAAAACUGUGGAAUAACAAAUCAAGGUGCCCAGGAAAUUCUUAAGUUGCUGAAAGUUAAUACUAUUUUGACUGUUGUUGACAUAAGAAAUAAUCAUGAUGUGAAUGGUGAUUUGCUAAAUGCUAUAAAAAAACAGUUGGCUGAAAACAGUUCAAGAAAUGUAGAAGAUAAACAGGAGUAUAAAUGGAUGACCUUAGAUGCAAGCUUGGAGGAACAGUCUCAUUCUGCAGCUUCUAAAACACAUCCUUACUUCAUGUACUCAAAUCAGGAAAGAAGUUUACACCAAAAAGGAGUAGCAAAUGGUCAAGCUGCACGUUCCACAUCUUUUUGGGCACAGGAAAGCUGUGGAUCAUCUUACUUACCGCACCAGUUGAAUGUAGAACUGAAGCAACAUGUGAACCAUGAGGCAAAAAUUCAGGAACUAACUGAAGAGCUUAAUAAGAUGCACUUGGAAAUAAAAAAAGUUAAAGAAGAGAGAGACAGAUAUAAAAAGGAACUGCAGGAAAUGAAAGCUGACUAUAACAACCAUAUUCUACUGAAUGUUGACACUGUUCAUGCUAUUAAUGAAGCUUUUGACAAGCUCACAACUUAUUUGAAACGUGGGAGAAACGGAGAGAGUGAAAACACGUGAAUAAAACCAGGAGGGGAAUACAGAAAAAACAUUAGUAGUGGAAAAUGUUAAGAAGAUAAUAAAGAAGAAGUGUGAAAAACGAUUUACUUAUGUAUAAAAGUACUAAAUACUAAUUGCUAAGAGAAGAGGCAAAUAAUUGUAGAAAAAGAACAGAAUACUAAUUGUGGAAAUUUUGAUACUGUUCUAAUUAGACAUACAUUUGUAUGCAUACUAAUUAAGAAUUGUUUGCUGCACUGGACUCGCAUUCGGGAGGACGACGGUUCAAUCCCACAUCCGGCCAUCCUGAUUUAGGUUUUCUGUGAUUUCCCUAAAUCGCUCCAGGCAAAUGCCAGGAUGGUUCCUUUGAAAGGGCACGACCGGCUUCCUUCCCCGUCCCUCCCUAAUCCUAUGAGAUCCAUGACCUCACUGUCUCGUCUCCUCCGCCAAACAAUCCAAUACAAUUGUUUGCUGUAAUAUUGCACCAUUUUUAUGUUUGUUUCAACUGUUCAGCUUAUGUCUUUCUUGCUUCAUAAAAAAGGUAGUAACCAGUAAUUGUAAUUUUCUUCGUUUUCACUCACACAGAACAUCCAUACUUUUCAUUUCCCAUUGUUUUUUUGUUGCUGACUAAAAUGUACUUUGGUGUCACAUAUACACGAGCUAAAUGCAAGUGUAAUGUAUCCAAUAAUUAGUUCAGCUUACUGCUUUGUAGAGAAUUAAAAAUUAAUGCAGAGGCUGAUACAAAAUUGUUUGUUCAUAAGGUAUAUUCCUUUUCAUGUUUUAUAAUUUUCUAGUAUUUUAUACACGUAAGUCCUCAUGUGUUAACUUCUUAAGCUAGAUUUACUUGUAUGAAUACCUGAUACCGUGCUGUAUCUGCAGUAGCGGAGAUAAAACAUGAAUGAUAUUCAUCAAUCUGUUUUUAUCGGGAAAAACCAAUAAACAAGAACACUCUUGAUGUCAACAAAACAGUUGAAACAAAACACAAUUGAAGCAAAAAACAAAAUAUGGAUCCCACAUCGGAUCUUGUAACAGAAGAAUAACAAAAUAAAACAUUUUCCUCACAUCAGAUGAAUUCACAAUUGCGAAUAAGGACUACCAUCAGUUGUAGAAAGGAAUGACAACAAUGAAAAUCUGUGCUGGACCAGUACUCGAACACAGAUAUCCCUGCUUAUUGCGAGUUAUCGCUUUGCUGUUUGGCUAUCCAUGCACAACUCAUGGCCAGACCUAAACUUCCACAUGUCGUCAACCAUGCGAAUCCUUUGGACAAACAUGCAUGUCCCUAGGAACUUUGUAUCAUAAUCAGAAUAACAUAGGCAUUGCAAUAUCGUAUUUAUCUCCCAAUAACAGGUAAGCAACUUUCAAAUACAAAGUCUGACCUGUACAGGAACAUACAUAAUGGAUGUACAAGUACAGGCUGUAGAUGCAUGGUUGACGACAUGUGGAAGUUUAGGUCUGGCCAUGAGUUGUACACAGAUAGCUAAGUGGUAAGCAGAAAAUCUAAGUUUGACUCCCAGCCCGACACAGAUUUUCAUUGUUGUCAUUCCAUUCUACAGCUGAUGGCAGUCCUUAUACACAAUUGUGAAUUCAUUUGACGUGUUUCGUAAUGGCUGUGAAUGCCACAGUGCAGAACUUUGCAGUGUAAUCCAAAUAACACCAGCCCUGUAAUAUCUUAUUAUCCUCACAAGUCUCUCGCUCAAGUAGGUCCACCUAAGGAAAGAUGGAAACAAAACUACUAGAGAUUGGUUGGCACAGCAUUGUCACAAAGAUGUCCAGGGAGGCCAGACCAUCGUCACAUGACACUGUGGAGUCACAAUCCGAAGUUAUCACUCCUGAUGAUCCGCGACUGCCAGCAGAUUAGGUGCGUGAAUGUUGCGACGAGGAUAACAGAUCCCUACAAGUCCAGGUGGCAUAUCAAAUUGCCUUCAGGCCAGCGGUGUACCUGCUUAUAAGGCCGGUUGGUGGAUGGAUCUUCUGUGACUAUUUUUGAUCACGUGAGUGGCAUAUGAAAAUAGUCCACUUGUUGAUUACGACCUCUGGCGUUGAUGUCGAUCUGCGGUGCUCAGGUCGUGAACCCUGGUGGCCGUUGGCUGAGUCACGAAGCUGUGUUUUCAACUCCGGCAGCAGUCUUGGUCAUAUUGUAAACAUCUGAUUUGGUUUCACUUGCUGUGAUGAAGGCAUCCACAUCUCUGUUCUGUCAUGCUGUAUGUCAAUGUCAGGGCAGCUGUGAUGAAUACUGCAGGAAGAUUUAGCAGAUUCUCUAAUUCUCCCUUUACAUGAAGUCAAAAUUGUGUGCAGACUUCCACCUUCUCUUUCACACAGUUACCUAUACUGAAAGGGAAAAUUCUUGUCUUUCACAAUAAGAUUACUGUCAAUUCUUAUCCUACUGAAUUGCACAGAAAGUUAGAGAAUGACAGUUUUAAACUCUGUACAUGUUAUUGCUGUUGUUGUUCUUGUGGUCUUCAGUCCAAAGACUGGUUUGAUGCGGCUCCCCAUGCUACUCUAUCCUUUGCAAGCCUCCUCAUCUCUGGAUAACUACUGCAACCCCCACGCAUCUCAGUCUGCUUACUGUAUUCAUCUCUUGGUCUCCCUCUACAACCUUUAUCCCCCACACUUUCAUACAGUACAAAAUUGGUGAUCCCUUAAUGUAUCAGAAUGUGUGCUAUGAACCGAUCCCUUCUUCUUCUUCUUCCAUGUUUCACUUCCAUACAUGGCUACAUUCCAUACAAAUACUUUCAUAAAAGGCUUCCUGACCUCAAAUCUGUAUGCAAUGUUAACCUUCAGAAACACUUUUCUUGUCAUUGCCAGUCUACAUUUUAUAUCCUCUCUACUUCAACCAUCAUCAGUUAUUUUGCUGCCCAAGUAGCAAAACUCAUCUACUACUUUAUCUCAUUUCCUAAUCUAAUUCCCUCCCCAUCACCUGAUUUAAUUCAACUACAUUCCAUCAUCCUUGUUUUGCUUUUGUUGGUGUUCACCUUGUAUCCUCCUUUCAAGACAUUGUCCAUUCUGUCCAGUAAUAUUCACACCUGUCGGCAACUGCUUUCUUUGGAAUUGGAAUUAUUAUAUUCUUCAUGAAGUCUGAGGGUAUUUUGCCUGCCUCAUACAUCUCGCACACCAGAUGGAACAGUUUUGUAAUGGCUGGUUCUUCCAAGGCUGUCAGUAAUUCUGAUGGAAUGUCGCCUGCUCCCAGUGCCUUGUACCUGAUAGAGGCUUAAAUCUGCUGUGGUUGGAGAGGUUCUGUGAAGUUUUAGAGCUGAAUAAACAUUAGACUGAAGCCAGACUCUGCAGAUAUUUAGCUUGCAAUAAUUUUCCACAAAGAUCUAUGUGUUGCACAUGUUAAUUCUUAAAAUCUGAAAUAGUAAUGGAAAGUUGUAGUGGAAUGUAAACAAUUUAAAGAGUAAAUGUAAUAACAUGAAUAGUAGAGGCAAUGAGUUGACAAAUGACAAAACCGAGAACUGAAUUGUUUUUCGCAUAUCCACUUACCUAUAUGCAUGCCCCCCACACCCCCACCCCCACACACACAACUAUACGAGCUGUACGAGUACAUUGUGCUGGCUGAGUAGGCACUCCAGGUAUGCAGCUAGUCGAGUCUUGUUUACAUACAUUUUAAUGACUCAGCGCCUUUACUAUUCAGAGUCAUUACCUUUACUUCUUAAAUUUUUUAUAUCUAAUUGGAGGAAAAAUCACUACUUGACAAAAGAGGUGAUGGGAAAAAAAACAACCAUCUUUCAAUUUUUACUAUCUUAAGAAUGAGUAUUACUCCAUCUGAAUCAGUUUACUAAGUAUUCAUUUGGUUGUUUCGAGAUGGGUGAGCCAGUGAACGGAGGAAGCAUCCCCAUAUGAUAGGGUUGAGAGAGCUGGUUGCAGUAAGAAGCACUUUCUUCACAUAGCACUGCCCUCACAGUAAUAGCAGUUAUGUUUUGUUUCUUCAUACCAACCACUUAACCUGCAGACAUAAUUAACAUUCCUAAGUUUCAGCGACAGUGCUUCUGUUAAUAGAAGCUGUAGGAGAUCCCUUUAAUAGAUCAGGAGCUAUUACAUUACUCAUUUACACACAAAAUGUUCAUAAUGCACCUCAGUCAAAUGAAAUACAGUUUUAAAUAAUGGCACUGUAGCUGAAUAUGUACUGCCCUUUUAUCACAGAGCAGAGACUGAAGGCUCUUAAAUUUUAUUGAAAGUCUUUGAAUUUCUGUUAUUUCAGUAUUAGGAAGUAUACAGACUAAGAUAAAGUGCACUGUUAUUAAUGACUUACACAUUAACAUCAAGUUUUCCUUUCAAUUCAUGGAAGGAUAUGCUAUGGAAUAAAUAUUUCUCAUGCAAUCUGUAGAAUUUUGUUUUCUAUUGUCAUUCAGAAAGUGUAAGCCAAAAUAUUCUGUGUGUGUUUUUACUCCAUUGUCAUCAAUUUUUAUAUCAAAUUACAAAAUUCUGUGCUGGCUGCAAAUAUCAACAUUGUAACAAAAUUAGCAACAAAAUUGUGUGUUAAAAUUUGUAGAAAAAAAUCCCACAAAAAUGGUGCAAUGUAUAAGCCUAAGGAGAUUAUGGAAUAUGAACAAAAUAGAAGAAAUAAAAUUUCAUUAAAAAAAAA